AUGAGGUUGUUUCGUUCUUCAAGGGAAAAAAGAUCAGGAAGCUCAGAUAACGAGGAUUCACUGUCGUCACAUAGUCACCCGGAUGAGUCACCGCAGAAAUCGUUGUUCAGAAGCAUGGGACACAUGUUUAUAAGAUCGCCGAAGAGGAACAACGAACACCUGCAACAUCGCAUAGGAACACCCUCAAGCACACUGAGACUGUCAGACGAGAUCGUGGGAGGAGGGAAGACUGAGAGAAGAGGAUGGUUCUCAAGGCUCAGCGACUCGAGCAGCAUGAAGUGCGAAAGCGUGACGUCGAAGUCAAUGGAGUCAAACUCGCCAAACUCACUGGACGACCCGUACAUGGUAGAUAACUCAGUGACGUCACUGUCACUGUCGCCACUGUCACUCAAAGGAUACGACGAGGAAAACAUAGACCAGACACUGGACCUGCAGCCAAUGAGAGGAUACAGCCAGUGGGAUCGAUUCAGAAAGGAGAAGACAGCAAGGUCGCUGAGCAAGGACACAAUCAUGCUUAACGACGAAGUGAUCCAGGUGGGAGGAAGAUACAACACGGCACCAUUCGUAUCGAGUUCAGAAGAAAGCGAUUUUGAAAUCAAACACGCAUCAGGAAUUAACGUUAACAACAAUCCGACAUUCGACAACAAUCUGUGGUUCUACGAAGAAGAAGGAAACAAGGAGCAGAAGAGAGUGGUCAAGGAAAGGAACUUCUUCAACAUAAGAAGCAAGUUCUCAAACGCACACAAGACGCCACAGUCGAAGGCGCUGAAGCUGACAGGAGCGAAAUCGCAUAAACCAGGACAGAAGACAGACACGCUGAGAACUCAGGAGUCGCCGACAACAGAAGUCCAGUCGCAGAAAAUAGGCUCCUCAAUCACAUCAAAGGACCACAAGGUGAUAAAGCUGACGAACGAGCCGACGCACGAAAACAUAGAGUACGAACUGGAUCACGAGUACAAUAAGAAGAUCGAGGACAUAUUCACAAUGCCGCUGCUGCAGGACACGGCGCCAGCGAACAGGCCGGAGCUGUUCCAGAAGAAGCUAAUAGCGUGUCAGACAGUAGUGGACUUUGAUCCGAGGAAGCAGAUGCAGAAGGCAAUCGAGUUGAAGAGGCACAUCCUGCUGGAGAUCAUCGACUACAUAAGCACGACGAGGAACUGCAUCAACGAACGCAUACUGCAGGACGUUAUCGACAUGUUGUCGUCGAACGUGUUUAGAACGCUGCCGCAAAACCCGAAGAAGCUGCAUCUGUACGACGCAGAAGAAGAUGAGCCGACUUUGGAAAAAAGCUGGCCGCACCUGCAGAUCGUGUACGACGUGUUCCUGAGAGUGAUCGUGUCGAACGACGUGACCUCGAAGAUGGCGAGAAACGCAAUCGACAAGACGUUCGUGCUUAAGCUGCUGGACACACUUAACUCGGAGGACCAGAGAGAAAGAGACUAUUUGAAGACAAUCCUCCACAGAAUAUACGGAAAAAUAGUGCCACUGAGAAACUUCAUAAGGAAGGCAAUCGAGAACGUGUUCGUGCACUUCGUGUACGACACGGAGGUGCACCACGGGAUCACGGAGCUGCUGGAAAUACUGGGCAGCAUCAUCAACGGGUUCGCAAUCCCGCUGAAGGAGGAGCACAAGCUGUACCUGAGGAAGGCGCUGGCGCCGCUGCACAGGCCGAACUCGCUGAAGACGUACUACCAGCCGCUGAGCUACUGCAUGAUCCAGUACAUCAACAAGGACAGGACGCUCUCGGCGACGAUCCUGAAGUGCAUACUGACCUACUGGCCGACGGCGAACUCGCAGAAGGAGAUCCUCUUCCUGUACGAGCUCGAGGACGUGCUCUCGCUGACGGAGCUGCCGGAGUUCAACCUGGUGAUCACGCCGCUCAUGAAGAGAAUUAAGCUCUGCCUCUGCUCAAUGCACUUCCAGGUGGCGGAGAGGACGCUCUCGAUGUGGAACAACGAGAGAAUAGUGCGCCUGUUCAACAUGACCAAGAGCGCGAUCUACCCAGUGCUGGUGCCAGUGCUACACGAAAACUCAAACACCCACUGGAACGCAGCAGUGCGCGCAGGCUCCUUCAACAUCUGCAAGCUGCUGAGCGACAGCGACCCGCAGCUGUACAACCAGUCAAUGGAAAUGUUCAGCCAGGACCAGGUGAUCCAGGAACACGCGGAAUUAUGGGACAAACUGGAGUCUUCCUUAAUAAACAAGGACCACCUGGAAAUUACGACACCAUUGCCCCCUACCAGGGUGAUCCCGCACAUUAGGAACAGGGCAUACAUCACAGUUUAUGUAAACCGUCUAGCUAAAAUGGCGGAGCUAGUUGAAAAACUCGACGCCAAUAACAUGACUGAGCAGGCUGAAGGGCCCGCUACCAAUAGAUCGAAACCUGAAUCAGUGAACGAAGAGUACACAGGAGCACGAUUCAAGAGCAAGGAGCAUCUGGAAGAAGAAAAACACACAGCAGUAACACAAACAGUGAUAAUAACGAAGGAACCCUCAAAAGAUUUCACGAAUUUUAAACUAAUGGAGAGCAACACACCAGUGUGUCACCUGCUCUACGAAGACAUAGACAACGGGUCCUUUUACCUGCAAUGGAAGCCUAACUCGUCGGAAGAGUUCAAAAGCUCAGUUUUAAUGAUGGUACCGGAGAAAACAGUGCCUAAGUUUAAGCUGACGCAGGACGGAGGAAGGGCUGCCAUGAGCCACAAAGUAGCGCCCGACAAAAUGAAGUUCUACUCGUGCAUGUGCCAGUUCCUGAAGCUGGCCAAGGACUACAACUCGAAGUUCCAGCUCAUGCCGGCGUGGGCCACAGUGAUGCCGUACAAGAGCGACCUGUACCUGCACUUCAAUGACAACAGAGUGGUUAAAGUGGACAUGGAGCACGCGACGCUCGAUGACGUGAACUGCGUGGCAGUGGUCGGGACGAGCACGAGGCUGUCAAUUAAAAUGAGCAGAGAGCAGUUCGUGACUGCAGUGAGGAACGUGGGCUAUGCACUGACAUUCUGA
Molecule: messenger RNA, 3003 nt
Organism: Theileria orientalis strain Shintoku
Lineage: Eukaryota; Apicomplexa; Aconoidasida; Piroplasmida; Theileriidae
Product: protein phosphatase 2A regulatory subunit B
Exons: 7
Coding region: 1-3003 (1000 amino acids)
Biological process (GO): signal transduction
Cellular component (GO): protein phosphatase type 2A complex
Molecular function (GO): protein phosphatase regulator activity
Source: RefSeq, a predicted model, not a curated record